UUGCGUUCAAGGUACAACCUCUCUUCCAACUUAACAAAGAAGGGACAUAUACAAAAGCUACCUUGGAGACUUCGCUCCAUAAUUUGGUUUGGAAAUUGGUGCUUUUAAAGUUGUUUUCGGCGUUCCGGGCAACUUCGUUCUUCGACAGGAUGGCAGAACCACAGCGAGUAUGUGAUCUGCUACCUGAAGAUAUUGCUUCUGACGACUGCCUGACUUCAUACACACACAUCUACAGCCCAGAUUUACUCAAAGAUCAGGUUGCAUUUAUCACAGGCGGUGGAUCAGGAAUUGGACUACGUAUUGCGGAAAUCUUCAUGAGGCAUGGCUGUGACACAGUGAUCGCCAGCAGGAACAAAGACAAGCUCAUAGAGGCGGCGAAGAAGCUGUCUGCAGUUUCAGGACGUCGCUGCCUCCCGUUGUGCUUGGACGUCAGGCAGCCUGAGAGCAUUUCAGCGGCUGUGGAUGAGACCCUCAAAGAAAUGGGCCGGAUAGACAUCCUUGUUAACAAUGCUGCCGGAAACUUCCUGUGCCCUGCCAUGGCACUUUCCUUCAACGCCUUCAAGACAGUUAUGGAGAUAGACACCAUGGGAACGUUCAACACCAGCAAAGUUGUGUAUGAGAAGUGGUUCAAGGAUCACGGCGGCAACAUUGUCAACAUCUCCGCAACACUUGGCUACAAGGGGCAGGCGCUCCAGGUGCAUGCUGGAUCUGCCAAGGCUGCAAAUGAUGCCAUGACCAAGCACCUGGCUGUGGAGUGGGGACCCAGUGGGGUACGAGUGAACGCUGUGGCCCCAGGUCCUAUCUCUGGCACAGAAGGCUUCCGUAGACUGGGUGGCCCUCGAGGGGAGGCUGCUGGUCUGUUCCAGUCCAUUCCUUUGCAGCGAUCAGGCAACAAGACCGAGAUGGCCCACUGCACACUUUUCUUAGCCAGCCGGGCCUCGUCCUACGUGACCGGAGCCAUCUUGGUGGCGGACGGCGGGUCGUGGCUGACCUCAGCUAAUGACAUCUCCAAGCUGAUGGGUAUAGCCUCCUCUAAAUCCGCUAAACUCUGAACAGGGGCUCUGCUGUCCUCCUCCUGACCCAGGUGUGUAGGAGGAGGUGUAGCGUUUUGAUGUGUGAAAAACGGAAUUGCAUAUUUUCUUUAAAUGCUUUCCAUUUUGACAGCCGUAUACCUCAGUGUUUCCCAGCCUUUAUUGAGCCAAGGCACAUAUUUGACAUUAGAAACAGCUCACAGAGCUUAAAAAAUUAUGGAUACACAGGUAAUUGUACAAUUUGUCAUCUAGUGAAUUGAAUUGUUCUGCCUGUCAUUAUAUGUUAUUGGCAUGGGUAGAUGAACAAGUAAAUAAAUAUUUUUUGGACCAAUUAAUUGAAAAUUGCAUACUUUCCCGCAGCACACCUGAUGAUCUCUCAGUGCACACGAACGUGCCGCAGUAUAGUGGUUGGGAAUCACUGAUAUACGUUUGUUUCCAUUUGCCUGGGUAUCACACAGCAAAUAAUAUUGAUUUUCUUCUUUCUUUCAGGUUAUUGGUCAUCUGAAAAGAGAGACAAAUAAAAAAGAGCAAAACAGUAACAUAUCUGCAGUGCUGUAACACUAAAAAAUUUAAAAUCUUAAAAAGAUUUAAAAUCCUUGUUGUAUCGUUAUGCAUUUCAUGUACAGUUGUGUUUAUCACAUUACAUUUUGUGAUGUUCAGCCCGUUAAUAAAACUUUCAUCGUUAUAUUUAAUGGUGUUUUUUUUUUAGUUU
Phycodurus eques (leafy seadragon) is the source of this 1743-nucleotide messenger RNA. RefSeq names its product 2,4-dienoyl CoA reductase 2, peroxisomal (gene decr2). The coding region runs from base 150 to 1052 and encodes 300 amino acids. Gene Ontology annotation, biological process: fatty acid catabolic process. The record is from RefSeq and is a predicted model, not a curated record. Lineage: Eukaryota; Metazoa; Chordata; Actinopteri; Syngnathiformes; Syngnathidae. Gene Ontology annotation, molecular function: 2,4-dienoyl-CoA reductase (NADPH) activity. The transcript has 9 exons.